GAAAGCACCGACAAUACCGCAUAGCAUACUGCCAUACAACAGAGUAGAUGCCAGUAGAGAAUCGAACUCGAAGAAGUUCAAAAAUUCUCCCAUCCUUUCCGCCCGCCCAAACACCCCCGAGAUUUUAAAUUUUCUUCAUCCUCCUCGUGUCACAUCCAUAUAGUCAUCCUGUGACGGAGAGCCGUUGAAGCUGUUCACCUGCUUCAUUAUCUGCGCCCAAAACAACCCUAGCUAGACUUUGAUCUCGGCUCUCCCUAUCGCUCUUCUCUAAAUGGCUAGCUCCGAUUCUGCUCCAACCGUGCCUCCCGCCGUUCCUCUCUCAUCCAAGAAGGAGAACGUGACGCCUGUUAAUGCAAAGAUCGCUGAAUUGAGCGAAUCGAGGCAAGAACUUCUUAAUCGGAUUCAAGCUUUGAAACAGGAUCUACAGAGUUGGAGGUCGAAGUUAGACACUCAAGUCAAGGUUUACAGAGAUGAACUUUCAGACCUAAAGAAAUCACUCAAUGUUGAAGUGGACCAGCUUCGAUCAGAAUUUCAAUUGUUAAGGACUACUCUCCAACAGCAGCAAGAGGAUGUUACUGCUAGCUUGAAAAACUUGGGGUUGCAAGAUGUAUGUGGAGAAGUCAAAGAGGCUGAAGGUGACAAGGAUGAGAAAGCUGAAGAUUCGACCAAGGAGGAUAACAGUGAAGGCACUGAACAAUAGAUCUAUGGAAGAAGAGCAUGAUUCUGCGAUGUCAUGAUAUUGUGUUCUGUCGAUAUUCUGCGUUGUGUUUGGGUAAGUUAAGGAAAAGUAGAUCAGUAUUGUCUAGCUGACAGAUCUCUCAUCUGGAUAAUUGCUGUGCAAUGGCAUCGGCCAAUUUUUGUCUUUUUUUUCCCCUUCAUAUUAUUGUAUGCACUGUGUUGACUGUUGCAGAUCUUUAGAUGCAUUGUUCAGACUUUGUGCAACGAUUCUACUGCUUUAUGCUUUUAUGAAGAUGAAACACUGAUAAAAUCUACGAUAA
Messenger RNA from Diospyros lotus (date-plum), 998 nucleotides. RefSeq lists its product as uncharacterized. Lineage: Eukaryota; Viridiplantae; Streptophyta; Magnoliopsida; Ericales; Ebenaceae. The coding region runs from base 272 to 700 and encodes 142 amino acids. The transcript has 7 exons. The record is from RefSeq and is a predicted model, not a curated record.